This is a messenger RNA of Diaporthe citri, 756 nucleotides long. RefSeq lists its product as uncharacterized. The transcript has 3 exons. The record is from RefSeq and is a predicted model, not a curated record. Gene Ontology annotation, molecular function: transmembrane monodehydroascorbate reductase activity. NCBI's taxonomy places the organism in Eukaryota, Fungi, Ascomycota, Sordariomycetes, Diaporthales, Diaporthaceae. The coding region runs from base 1 to 756 and encodes 251 amino acids.
AUGGCUUCAGCAACAGGAAUACCGGAGCACCCGCUAGGGAACAACCACGAGGCAGGAGAGUCCGAGCCUCUGCUCGGCCAGCCGGGAGAUGCCCUCCAAAGGCCAGAAGAAUCAAUAUUCCACAAUCUCUACAGAGGUACCGGCUGGCUGGCUCAAGGCGGCGCCUUCCUGCUCGUCGCCCUCGUCUGGUCCUCCGUCUUCGAGCACCCACCGUUCAUCCCGCUCUUCAGCCCGCACCCGCUCCUCCAGAGCGUCGGCGUGCUUGUCCUGGCAGAGGCUAUCCUCAUACUCCAACCGACGUGGACUGCCGGCGAGAAGGUUCUCGGUGCCCGCGCCCACGCCUCGCUCAACCUCCUGUCCUUCGUUAUUUUCGCGGCCGGGGUGCUGAUUAUCGAGGCGAACAAGAUUAAGCAAGGCCCUGACAGCCAUUUCCAUUCCGUACAUGGCUACCUUGGCGUCCUCACCAGCGUGGUCCUCCUGGUGCAAUACGUAUUCGGGUUCCUGAUGUGGGGAGUUCCGGGCGUGUUUGGUGGAAUCAACAAUGCGAAGGCGCUGUGGAAGUAUCACCGCAUCAGCGGCUACCUCCUGUUCCUUCUCAUACUGGCCACCGUCAUCAGUGCCGUAUGGACCGAUUUCAAUGUCAACGUGCUCAACAUCAAACUGUGGGCGGUCCUGGUCGCCAUGGCGCUGAUCGUCCUCGGGGUUUACCCCAGGCUUCAUCCCAGGAAGCUUGGGUUCAACAUCGGUCGCCACUGA